CACGGAAAAGCAGGGGAGGGAGAAUUAGAGAAAAAGACGAGCGUGGAGAGAGGGAGACAGCGAGCAGGGGAAUUACACUGACCGACACAUACACACACGCGUCUCCCAGCUGACUGCUGACAUUGUUGACGUGCUCACUCUUCCAAAGCUGUCACGAGCGAACAUUGGAGCUCCGAAGCAUCGACAUCGCGCUCCCCCAGAACUCAUGGGUUAACAGACUCUGUUCAGGAGAAGCAGCCACCCAUUAGUCCAAUGAAUAACCGGAAGGAAGACAUGGAGAUCACGUCGCACUACCGGCAGCUCCUGCGGGAGCUGAACGAGCAGCGGCAACACGGCAUCCUGUGCGACGUGUGUGUGAUUGUGGAGGGCAAGAUCUUCAAGGCGCACAAGAACGUGUUGCUGGGCAGCAGCCGCUACUUCAAGACACUUUACUGCCAGGUGAAGAAGGGUUCGGAGCAGCAGGCCACCAUCACUCACCUGGACAUUGUCACAGCCCAAGGCUUCAAGACCAUCCUGGACUUCAUGUACUCAGCCCACUUGGCGCUCACAAGCAAGAAUGUGAUUGAGGUGAUGUCAGCCGCCAGCUACCUACAGAUGACCGACAUAGUGCAGGCAUGUCACGGCUUCAUCAAGGCAGCACUAGACAUCAGCAUUCGCUCUGAGCUUGCGGAUGAACUAGCAGAUAUUGAGAUGGGCAAUGUGGUAAGCUCAAUCGGAGGUGGGGCUGUUCCUGGGGUUGGAGGUGCCUCAGAGGCAUUAGCGUCUAUGAUAUCAGCCCGCAGCUCCUCGCCAUGGUUGGCGAGACGCACUAGCCCAGCAAACUCAUCUGGAGACUCGGCCAUCGCUAGCUGCCACGAAGGCAGUAGCAACUAUGGCAAAGAGGACCAGGAACCCAAAAGCCAUGAGAGCCAAGAGGAUGCUUGUUUGCAGCCUUUGUGGCCUGCUGAUUACCGUUCUGUCCAGGUCAAAGAGGAGCAGGUCUCCCCCUCCAAUCUACAAGACGGGGCUGGCCGAGGGGCACAAGGCACACCUGGAGACCAAGGUGGACGAGGAGAGGGGGGUUGGCAACCCCCUGGCUCAGGCCGCAGGAAGAACCGUAAAAACAAGGACACAGUCAGGCACAUAACCCAACAGAAUGAAGGGGACAGUCGAACAGCAUCUCCACUUCCAUCUAUGCUCUCAACCCCUGGCUGGAACUACAGCAACCAGGAUAUUCCAGGUGCAGAAGUGACGGAACCCAACAUUUCAGACAGCCGGAGCGAGCGCAUGGACCUCCUGGUAAAGCAGGAGGAGGCCACAGCAGGAGACAGCGGCUUUCUGUCCGGGGAGCGGGACGAGGCCGUGGCCCAGGAGAGAGCAGGCUCUGUGGCCAACCUGCGUGCAGCCCUCAUGAGCAAGAACAGCUUGCUGUCUCUGGGGGCAGAGAUGCUCGGAGAGGAGAACCCGCUUCUGUUUGACUACCUGCCCAAGGGAGGACACUCGCUUUCCCUUAACGACUUCACAGUGAUCAGGAAGAAGUUUAAGUGCCCAUACUGCAGUUUUUCCGCCAUGCACCAGUGCAUCCUGAAGAGGCACAUGCGCUCACAUACAGGAGAGAGGCCGUAUCCCUGUGAGAUCUGUGGGAAGAAGUUCACCCGACGGGAGCACAUGAAACGCCACACACUGGUACACAGUAAGGACAAGAAGUACGUGUGUAAAGUUUGCAGUCGCGUCUUCAUGUCAGCCGCCAGCGUGGGCAUCAAACACGGCUCUCGUCGGCACGGUGUGUGCGCAGACUGCUCAGGUCGAGGCAUGGCUGCUCUGCUGGACCAAAACGGCGAGGACGGCUCGCCAGAAGAGGAACUCUUAUAUCCUGGGGACCACCGUUUCCCUGAUGACACCGCAGACGGAGACGGCGAAGAAGAGAUGAUGGUGGAAGCAGAGCUGAUGGGGGAGGGAGAAGGGGAGGAGGAGAACGGUAAAUGGCGGGCAGGCUCAGGGAUGUCGCAGCGAGACGACAGAGCAAUAGACGAUGGCAAAGAGGAAAGCGACUCAGCCCUGGAAGGAGACACCAGGGCGGGAAGCGAGAAAGACUUCAGUUGGAUCUCCUAGUCCAAUGCCUGGAUCCCAAUCCACGGUCGACCACCUGUUCCUUUAAGGAGAUACGCUUAAGGUGGGGCAAUCGGAUCUCAGUGUGUUGGAGGAGCCGGAUACAAAGAGAUCCUUAAGAUGCCCACAGGGCUGCCAAAAGGAGAGACAGUGGAGAGUCUCCUCGCCCCGACUCCAUGUGCUUCUGACCCAGGCUUCAGUUUGUCUCCUUUCUUCCUUGAGGACCAAACGGGUUUCUGUGUAUGUGUUUGCUAUUUCUUCAGACAAAAGAGAUUGUGUCGUCUCGGGAGAUUGUCCAAAAAUCAGCGCCAUGCUUUUUGUGAUGGGUCAGACAGAGAAAGUGUACGAAAGAUGUGCUCUUGCCAUACGGCCAGCCGCCACCAGGGGGGCACUGGCCAAUCUAUUGCGCAGCAGUUCACGUCGGAAGACUUGCACCAGUUUGUUUUUGGCACAUUGUUGAGAAACUGCAACAGACUUGCACUUUAAACGUUGACUAGAUUCCUAUCGAUUCCCUGUUUCUGUGGUUUACAUUUUUAUUCCAAUUUACAUAGAUUAUGAAUAUGGUGACCGCACCUACCUUUAAGGAUACACAGUAUGUCCUUAUGACUGUUAUAUACUGUAUGAACAUUCGUGCUAGGUUUGCUAAUUAUAAUGUAUGCCUUGUAAUGUUUUAUUGGGUUGCAAUUUUCAUUCCUGAACAUUUAUAUCAAGGGGAAAAAUCAUGUAAAUAGAUACAUAUAUGAGUGAGAUUAGUUGAUUUAGUGUUUUCGACAAAAAUGAGAUGGUUUAGGGGGAAGGUGGGUGAACACUAUGCAGAAACGAAUCUUUCUAGUUCUCAACAAUCUUUAUUCUCUCUAUUAUGCGAGAGAAAACUAGUCUUCAGCAAUGGCAAAGAAGAGAGACCGGAGGAGAGGAGUAGAUUUAUGGAAAUAUUACCCGUGUCCCGCUGUAAUAUUUCCUCAUUAUUCGCAUUCCAUAGUGGACACAGUCAGGGAAGGGUUUUAUACAGAGGGUUCGCAGCGUGGCUUUGUUUCUUUGAAAAUAAAACAAAACAACUGUAUGCAAAUGUGUGUGUUUUGUAGGUGUGGUGCGUGAGAGGCGGUUUAACUUGAGCUAACAUACUCGAUUUCAGACUCUCUCCUCUCGUCCCUCUUUUUACGUGUUUCCUCGCAGCCUUGCCAUUGUACUGUACUGAGUCUGCCUCUGAAAUCUUAAAGCCGUGUGAUGUGACAGGGAGAUAUCAUGCCUUCCCACUAAAUAUUUAUUGCUCUAACUUCUGGAAGUUUCAGAAAUAUGCAUCGAUUUCUUAAUCAACCAACCACAGCUUACUUUUGUUGUCAGUCCAUCAGAGAUGACGAAACACAAAGACGCUUUGUAACGAGACCAAGAGGACUGACGUGUGCUGUAAAGUGAAAUAGCUGUUCAUUUCUUUGGUCUAAAUGCUUAUUUAUUUGGUUUGUGAGUGCGUGAGUGAGUAUCAAAGAUGAACUAGUCUUUUUACACGUCAUUCUGUUUGACUCUGUGUGUGCGCGUGUGUGUGUGAGAGAGCGAAGGACCGGGUCCAUGAAUGUCUUUUUACUCAUUGUUUUAACAAUCUGUGCCAGAAUCUUUGACAAUGGGAAUAAAACGCUUUAUUAUGCUUUACUUAUUAUGAUUAACAAAUUUUAAUUAUUAUGGUUACUGUUGAUAUUGUUGUAAUUCUUAAUGUUAUUAUCAUUAUGAUUAUUGUUAUUGUUAUUAUUAUUAUUAAGUGCUGGAGACUAAGCUUUAUUAUUUGUUUCAUUUUGUAUUUCCAUUCUUGAAAAACAGUGUAAAACUUUCCAAUCUUGCCUUUCUAUGGACAGCAAGCCAUGUGGCUUUCAGAAGUAAUUAUAUUGUGCCAGUUCCAUGCAUUUCUGAGUGAUUUCUUUUUUUUCCUUUUCCCUAAUUAUUAUUUUAUUUUUGAAGGAUGAACCUUCUGAGAGCUUAACUUACUAAGUGUUGACAGACAGGUAUAUUCAGCACACGCUUCUAUAUUACUAACGUACACUAGGUAAUGAAUAUUAUACCAAAAAAUAAUAAUCUGGUAUACGUUGUAUACUUUUCAGUGCUUUUGUUUUCCAUUUGGUGUACUGGUGCAGAGCUUUGAUCAAACAGCGAUUUGCUUGGUUGAUUUGAGUUUUCUUUCCCCACUACAUAUGAGAAAGCACAGAUUUUAUGGUGUUAUGUUAUAAAGGGCCACUUGAAAGUACAUUGAGAAUUGCAGCUUUAAUUCUGUUGCCCUUGGAAACAUACUCAAUGGAUGUGCUCUACUGUAUGCCAUCGUCCUGCAUCUGAAGGCCGACACACGGUCAUGUGGAUGUGUGUGUGCUUGACAAUGAGAGUUUGUACAAGCUUUAGACCUCAAAUGUAACUGGUCCGAGCGCCAGGCACAAUUGCUAUCCAAAUUCCUUUAAACAAUUGGACGUUUAGCCUUUUCUUGUUUGUUUUAUUUAUUGUGUUCUUCGCCUUUAAUUGAAAUAAAAUCUGUUGGAAU
Molecule: messenger RNA, 4603 nt
Organism: Danio aesculapii
Lineage: Eukaryota; Metazoa; Chordata; Actinopteri; Cypriniformes; Danionidae
Gene: zbtb46
Product: zinc finger and BTB domain containing 46
Exons: 5
Coding region: 253-2091 (612 amino acids)
Biological process (GO): regulation of transcription by RNA polymerase II
Molecular function (GO): DNA-binding transcription factor activity, RNA polymerase II-specific; RNA polymerase II cis-regulatory region sequence-specific DNA binding; protein binding
Source: RefSeq, a predicted model, not a curated record